Messenger RNA from Rhodotorula toruloides NP11, 963 nucleotides. RefSeq lists its product as uncharacterized. The transcript is spliced from 6 exons. Gene Ontology annotation, molecular function: nucleic acid binding. NCBI's taxonomy places the organism in Eukaryota, Fungi, Basidiomycota, Microbotryomycetes, Sporidiobolales, Sporidiobolaceae. The record is from RefSeq and is a predicted model, not a curated record. The coding region runs from base 1 to 963 and encodes 320 amino acids.
AUGAUGCUGCGACGGGCGGGCGGUUCAGUGCGACUGGGCCCACCCUCCAGAACACCAGAACACGGACGAGGUCGACCAGCUGCUCUUCUCGCUUCGAAGACAGCCAUCCGGACACCUCUCCUCUCCCCACUCUCGAACCUCUCCCCGCCAUCUCGCUCAAUUGCCGUGCCAGCAGCGCGCAAGGGAUUCCCGACAUUCAACUGGCGGAGCGGGCCGUACGCCGGCCAGAAGUGUCACGAAGUUCAGGUGGUCAAGAAUGCAGACGAUGCGAACCUCCUUCUCGAGUCCUGGACAGCCGACCGCAUAGCCAUCGACUUUGAGCCAGGCCCCAUUCCGAACUUGAAUUUCGCUCGUAGACAUUUGCGCCAGCGAGACAUGACGUUGAGCGAGGGUGUCCUCGGGCUGAGCGACGGAUACGGAGUCCUGUUGAUGCAGGUUCCUUCCCUCGACCGCAUACCGGAGAAGUUCCGUGAAAUGAUGGAGAAUCCGGCGUUGCAAAAGGUCGCGAUCGGCGCAGACUGGCACAUCCGCGAGAUGAUGCUAGACUUCAACCAUUUCAAGACACAGCCGACCAACGUCCUCUGCUUGCGUCGACUCGCUUGCCUCGCGUACCCAAUGCUCGACGAGCGCGAGCUGAACGGCAUGGUGCUCGACGGGUGGGUCCAUCACAUGGGAAAAGAAGUGCUCGGCGUUCGCCACAGCGUCUACACGCACGACUCUGGCUACCGAAUGGAGCUCAAACCCGACAAGCGUGACUUGCUCGUCAACCGAACGUGGUUCGUUCAUUGCGCAGACGUCGCUAUACGACAACGGUUACGCACGCGCAUCGCCAAGAAGGCGGGAAGGCUGAAGGAAGUUGGGAAGUGGAUGGAGGCGGACUGGACGGAGGAAGAGGCGUUCGAGUAUGCUCAACAGUAUUGCUCAUUCUGGGCCGGCGGUGGCAUGCCCCAUCGGGCGCAAUGA